Molecule: messenger RNA, 2685 nt
Organism: Halteromyces radiatus
Lineage: Eukaryota; Fungi; Mucoromycota; Mucoromycetes; Mucorales; Cunninghamellaceae
Product: PMR1-type calcium-transporting P-type ATPase
Exons: 13
Coding region: 46-2685 (879 amino acids)
Biological process (GO): intracellular calcium ion homeostasis; calcium ion transmembrane transport; manganese ion transport
Cellular component (GO): Golgi membrane; endoplasmic reticulum; plasma membrane
Molecular function (GO): P-type calcium transporter activity; ATP hydrolysis activity; ATP binding
Source: RefSeq, a predicted model, not a curated record
AAAGAAUAAAGAAUAAAACAGAAAAAAAAAAAAAAAAACUAUACGAUGUCAACACUUGGGUCAAUUCAAACAACACCAUCAGCCAAAGCAGCUCGUCAAUCUGUACAACAAGUUGCAUCCGACUUUAAUACACAUUUAUCAAAAGGACUUCGACAUAAUGAUGUGAUUGGCUUACGUGGAAUCUAUGGUUGGAACGAAUUGGAUAAAGAGGAAGACGAAACUUUACUUAUCAAGUUCUUCAAAUCCUUCAGUGAAAAUCCUCUCAUCUUGUUAUUACUUGGUUCUGCUUUUGUUUCAGUAUUGAUGGGACAAAUGGAUGAUGCUAUUAGUAUUACUAUGGCUAUUUUAAUUGUUGUUACUGUUGCGUUUGUACAAGAAUAUAAAUCGGAAAAGUCUUUGGAAGCCUUGAACAAAUUAGUUCCUCAUUAUUGUCAUCUUAUAAGGGAUGGUCAAUUAUCAACAGUAUUAGGCAAUGAACUUGUUCCUGGUGAUCUAGUUCAAUUUAGUAUUGGUGAUAGAAUUCCAGCAGAUUGUCGUCUAAUCACAACUGUCGAUCUUGAAAUUGAUGAAUCCAAUUUGACAGGUGAAAACAAACCCCGACGUAAAAUGGUGGAUGCUUUGACUUCUUAUGGAGAAUUGGCUUUAUCCGAACGGGACAAUAUUGCUUUUAUGGGUACUUUGGUUCGAAAUGGUCGUGGAACUGGUAUUGUAGUGGCUACUGGGAAAUCAACUGAAUUUGGUCAUGUAUUUGAAUUGAUGCAAGAAGUGGAAGUGCGUAAAACACCUUUACAAAUUAGUAUGAAUGAAUUAGGAAAACAGUUAUCAAUUUUCUCCUUUGGUGUUAUUGGUAUCAUUGUUAUCAUUGGUCUAUUACAACAACGAAGUUGGUUGGAAAUGUUUACUAUUGGUGUCAGUUUAGCUGUAGCUGCUAUUCCUGAAGGUUUACCUAUUGUUGUUACUGUCACUUUAGCUCUAGGUGUCAUCCGAAUGGCAAAUCGUCGUGCUAUUGUCAAACAAUUACCAUCUGUUGAAACUCUUGGAUCUGUAAAUAUUGUUUGUGCUGAUAAAACUGGAACGUUGACUGUGAAUCAAAUGACGGUGACAAAGGUGUUUACAAUGCAAGAUCAAGCGGUAUUCGACUAUGAAAAUAAGGUUCCAACUCAUUUUCCUAUGGCUUUACGUCAAACACUUCGUAUCGGUAACCUUUGCAACAAUGCUAAUAUUAGUGAAGAUGGGAAAUACAUUGGACAACCUACUGAUAUCGCUCUUCUCGAUGUGGCAAUUCGUAGUGGGUUUCAAGAUGAACGUGUGGGUUACGAACGUCUAUCAGAAGUACCAUUCAAUUCGGAACAAAAGUAUAUGUCCGUCACCUGUAAGAAUAUGAACGGUGAAGUUUGCAACUAUAUGAAAGGAGCAACAGAAGUGAUUUUGGAAAAAUGUACAACCUAUUAUGGCAAUGACCAGCAACUCAACUUUACAAAUCAGCUCAAGGAUGAAGUACUUCAACAUGCAUCAGCAAUGAGUACCCAUGGUUUACGUGUUCUAGCUACUGCUUACGGUAUCAACGAUCAAGUUUUGUGUUUUACUGGAUUACUUGCAGUGUAUGAUCCUCCACGAUCAACAGUUGCUUCUGCUAUUCAAGAUUUAGUUCAAGGUGGUGUCAAAGUUUCCAUGAUUACUGGUGAUUCCGAAGCAACUGCCACUUCAAUUGCACGACGCUUGGGUAUUCCUCUGAAUGUCAAAGGGAGCUGCUUGACUGGCAAAGAUAUUGAACUCAUGUCAGAACGUCAACUCCAAGAAACUAUUCAUUCUGUAUCAGUAUUUGCAAGAACAACUCCAAAACAUAAAUUAGCUAUUGUUCGUGCUUAUCAAGCGACUGGUGCUGUUGUAGCUAUGACUGGUGAUGGUGUCAAUGAUGCUCCUGCUCUUAAAAUGGCGGAUAUUGGUAUUUCUAUGGGCAAGAGUGGUACAGAUGUGUCCAAAGAAGCUGCGGAUAUGAUUUUGGUAGAUGAUGAUUUCUCUACUAUUUUACAUGCCAUUGAGGAAGGGAAAUCUAUCUUUUACAAUAUUCAAAACUUUUUAACUUUUCAACUCAGUACAAGUAUUUCUGCUCUAUCAUUGAUUGCCUUGAGCACUUUGUUUGGUUUAUCUACACCUUUGAAUGCAAUGCAAAUCUUAUGGAUUAAUAUUAUCAUGGAUGGACCUCCAGCUCAAUCAUUAGGCGUAGAACCUGUGGAUCCUGGAAUCAUGAAAAAACCUCCACGUGCAAGAUCAGCCAACAUUAUUACCAAAAGAUUAAUUUCAAGGGUAUUAACAGCAGCUGCCAUUGUAGUAAUUGGUACUAUGAGUGUAUAUAUCAGUGAAUUAGGUGAUGAUGGACCUACUAGGAGAGGAACGACAAUGACGUUUACUACUUUUGUAUUUUUCGACAUGUUCAAUGCAUUGGCUUGUAGAUCUGAAAAGCAAUCCAUCUUCAAGAUUGGCUUAUUCUCCAACCGUAUGUUUAAUUUGGCUGUGGGUGGCUCUAUCUUAUCUCAACUAUUUGUGAUUUAUUUACCAUUCUUCCAAAAUAUUUUCCAAACCGAUGCAUUAUCUUUGUACGAUCUUUUUCUGUGUUUAUUGUGGAUGAAAUCAAAAAAUACAUUGGUGCUCAAGGAAUUACUGUUAGACGUCGUCAUGGAUUAG